Molecule: messenger RNA, 495 nt
Organism: Schistocerca piceifrons (Central American locust)
Lineage: Eukaryota; Metazoa; Arthropoda; Insecta; Orthoptera; Acrididae
Product: prefoldin subunit 5-like
Exons: 1
Coding region: 1-495 (164 amino acids)
Biological process (GO): protein folding; regulation of DNA-templated transcription
Cellular component (GO): prefoldin complex; cytoplasm
Source: RefSeq, a predicted model, not a curated record
AUGGCAUCGAAAAAGCAGUCUCAGAUGCAGGAAAUAGAUUUAACUAAGCUAAAUUUGCAACAGUUAACCCAACUGAAACGGCAACUCGAUCAAGAGCUGACUCUAUUUCAAGAGUCGUUGCAGACACCGAAGUUGGCAGAGAAUAAGUUUCAAGACUCGUUGGAAAGUUUGGAGCCUGUGAACAGCAGCUUGAAAGACAAACCAAUUUUAGUUCCGUUGACAUCAUCUGUAUAUGUUUCUGGCACUGUAAUGGACCACGAGAAAGUUGUGAUUGAUAUUGGAACGGGGUACUGCAUAAAGAAGGAUCUUGAUGGAGCAAAAGAUUAUGUCAAAAGAAAAGUGGAUUUUGUCACACAACAGCUAGAAAAGCUGCAGGGUGUAGUGAUUGAGAAAGCUAAAGUGCGAGAAGCUGUGAUGGAUGUGAUGGAGGCACAGCUGCAGGCGCGGCUUGGCGCGCAGCUGGCAGCUGCACAGCAGGCGGCAGUCAAGACGUAA